Seminavis robusta is the source of this 1234-nucleotide messenger RNA. The record is from the annotation of a GenBank genome assembly. Lineage: Eukaryota; Bacillariophyta; Bacillariophyceae; Naviculales; Naviculaceae.
CGGCUUUCAAAACACGACUCAGGACUUAAAGGCGAUAUGCUGAUACUAAAACAGUAGAGUGACACGUCUUCGCGAAAAUAGGGACAAUUCUCGUACACGUACAGCUGUAGCUAGCUAGCAGAACUUCUUCGAAUAUUUACUAUUAUUGUUAUGUCUUCCUCUCGUACUCCUCAGCAGGAAAGCUUUUCCGAGGACAGAACAGCAGACGUCUCAUCCAGCCGUCUGGGUCACAACCACCAGACCACCUUUGCUUUGUUUCUUUCCAAAAUCUCAACGGCAGAUCCCAUUUUGCUAGCUAGCUAAUAAUAACCACCAUGACGAUUCACGUUGAAAGAGAAGCGCUGUUGAGGUUGUUGGCGUCGAAGCCCCCAUCGACACCGCCGCUAUCGACGGUAAUAGACUGCAACGACGAAUACGAAUAUGUAUCUAUAGAGAAGCCCGCUUUCUCGGAUGGAGUCAGGUUACAAGAAGCCACUGACGAAGACUCUGUGUACACUUCUUCAACUGCUUCCUUGUCUCUAGACGCCGACGAUGACAAGAGAGUAUCGUUUGUCGAUCCUCUUGUAACGGAGGUGUGGACACGAGAGUACACAUCAAAGGACGAAGCAAGCCGUCUAUUCUACUCGACGGAAGAAACUCAAAGAUUUCGUCAAGAGUACCGAUUAGAAAGAAAGCUAUUAUCCGAUUUGGCAAUCGAUGUUAACGAUUGUGCUAAGGAUACCGACAAAGUUUUCUCAAGUUUGGCCGAUGGGAAGUGGCAGCCGCAAGGCCGACACCUCAUCUCACGUGUUGUGGUGCUUCAUAACGACAAGCUGGAGACUUUCUUUGACACCGAGAAGGAAGCCUCGUCGCGUCACGAGGAAUCGAACGAUUUCUUCGACAGCGACAGCUUCUGGAGCGGAUCGAUCACAUGGUACUAACCAGUCCUGAAAGCAGUUCAACUGUGUGGACGCGUUUGUUGACUGUGGUGACGUAGCUCCCUCUUCGGAUGGAUUUGAUGCUCUGGCGGACGUUCAAAUGCCAUGCUCACGUUGAGAUGUUGGGCGACUGGUGUCGAAACUUGAGUUCGGGAGGUGUUGAGGAAUGGGGUUUGAAUUUUGUAUUGGAUGCUUUCCUUGGAGGAGAGGCUUCUUUCAUCUUUCAUCAGCGACGCAUGUUCACAUAGACUUGUAUGGUCUCUGUAUUUUGUACCAAUUAAUAAAUUACUCUAUAGAGGGGAACUGUUUUAACUUCC